UACGGUAGCCUUCCGCAAGACGAGAUAGUACUGCUAGCUCUCUUAUAUUUCGAGGAUUACAGACACAGUACUCAAUAUUAAAUGUCGUCAGUAAAUAUUUCUGUCGAUUCGAACAUCCAAAAGCGUUAAAUCUAUAUAUUUUCCUCAAGAAAAAUACCUCGUCUCUCAAAGGCGUUUGAAAUCGGACACCACUGGCGUUGAGGGCCUCACUUUAGUGCGGAGGGAUACGUUGUUGCGUCUGACAAUGUGGACGGAGGUGGUGAAGAUGUCUACGAGAAGAAUGAAAUCAUCUCAGUUGUAACAACAAAAACGGAAGACGCGAGAUUAGUUACUAUAAUAGAAUUGUUUGCACACAGACUUGUUACAUUGAAGCCAACACGUGGGCGCUGCGUGAAAAGCAGGCUUCCCGGGACAAAAGGAAAACAUCUACUGUGCUCCAAUGCAUUUCAUGCACUGAGGUCGAAAUUCUCUUGAAGUUUUAUGUUUUUUUUCCCGUUGCGAGUCUCCGCUUUUCUUUUUACUGUUGGAUAUCGGACACUUGGAAAGGAGAGGGUUUAUUAGAGACUGAAGGGUAUGAACGAACAGCAGCAAAGAAUGGCUGCAGUGGGAACUGACAAGGAACUCAGCGACCUCCUGGAUUUCAGUGCGAUGUUUGCACCUCCAGUAGCCAAUGGGAAAAACAGGACAAUGACACUGGCCAGCACUCACUUUGGUGGAUCAGCAAUAGAUGAGCGCAGUGGCUCUGGGUCUUGGGGCUCCACAGAACAGAAUGGUCCCUCAUUCAGCCAAGGACGGGGCUAUGGAGAAGGAUCCCACUUCAGUGAACAUGAAGGCUUGUCUUCUCCAUUCAUCAGUUCAGGGAUUGCUGGUAAAAAUGAGAGGCCGCCGUACCCUCCCUUUGGAAGCCAGCCUGGUUUUCUUCCUAGUGACAUAGCGAUACCCAGCCCAGAUGCCAUGUCCCCCUCUGGUCUGAAAUCUGGCUCUCAGUUUUAUCCAUCAUACCCCAACAACCCCAGGAGAAGGCCGCCUGAUGGAGGCUUAGACACCCAGCCAAAGAAGAUUCGGAAACCCCCUGGCCUGCCGUCCUCGGUAUAUGCUUCCACGUCCGGUGAUGAGUUUACCAGUGACAAUAGAGGAUACCCUGGUGCUAAACCUGGUGCAGUUUACCCAGGCUCUUUCUACAUGCAAGAAGACCCCUGGUCAUCUUCUGGCUACUCUACCAUGCUUGGCAACUCCCCUCACAUUGGACAGCCAGGCUCUUUUCCUGCAAUCAACCCACAGGACAGAAUGAACUAUCCUCUGCAUGGCAGCGAAGUCAACGGCUUCCACUCAGCCUCCACAACCUACAGCCACACACCCACCAUCAACGGAGAAGGCAUCAUGGCCAACCGAGGCACCACAGCGAGCAGUUCAGGAGAUGAGAUUGGGAAGGCUCUUGCCUCUAUUUACCCAUCGGACCACAACAGUAAUAAUUUCCCUUCAGCUCCUUCUACUCCUGGAUCUCCUCAGGCCAUUGCAGGAGCUCAGUCUCAGUGGCAAAGACCCACCACACCCAACUAUGAAGGGCAACCACAUGCACUGCAGGGGAAAAUGGAGGACCGCUUGGAAGAGGCUAUUCAUGUGCUUCGUAACCAUGCUGUGGGUCAGAGCCCUGCUUUAGAGGGUGCUCACUCUGACAUGCACAACCUGCUGUCGUCAGUACACAAUGGCAGCCUUGGAGGCCUCUCUCCAGGUUUCCCCAACACCAGCCUUGCCCUCAGUAAUAGACAUCCUGCCAUGCAGGGAAGUAAACAUGAGGAACCCACGGGUCUUCCUCCCAGCAGCACUCUCCUGCAUGGUCAUCAUGCAUCCGGACCCACACCGUCAGUUGGCCAGCCAGAAGGCUUUACAAGUCUCCCUGGUGGAUUGGCCCGCUCCACACACUCCUCCAGCAGCUCAGACAUUAAAAGAGAAGAUAAAGAGGAUGACGAAAACUCAUCUGUUGCAGACAAGUCUGAGGAGGAAAAGAAAGACUCCAAGGUAGCACGCAAUCGAACAAGAAAGGAGGUGUUGACCCUCCCGAUGUUCUCUGGCCUAUCAGACCAGAAAGAUGAUCAGGACAAUGAAGACGAUGAGGACCUUCCCCCUGAGGUGAAGAUGGAGCGUGAGAGGGAGCGGCGAGUGGCUAACAAUGCCCGUGAACGCCUCAGAGUACGGGACAUCAAUGAGGCGUUUAAGGAGCUUGGGAGGAUGUGUCAGCUGCACCUCAGCCAUGACAAACCUCAGACCAAACUUCUCAUCCUUCACCAAGCAGUCAACGUCAUCCUCAAUUUAGAACAACAAGUCAGAGAGCGCAACCUUAACCCCAAGGCAGCAUGUUUAAAACGACGUGAGGAAGAGAAGGUGUCUGGGGUGGUGGGAGAAACACCCAUGCAGCUCUCAGGAGGCCACCCCAGCAUGGGAGGAGAUGGCCACAAUCCAGUUGGCCACAUGUAACACCAGAGGUCUGGCGGUGUUUCCCUGGCUGUCAGAGGAUGUGGCCUUAACCAAUUUCUUCCACCCAUUAUUCUCAGUGUGUGUGUGUAUAUGUGGACAUGUCUGUGUAUUGUCCGUUUGAGUUUCAAGAUGCACAUUCACACACUGGUACACACAUACAUACUGCCAAAACUGACACAGCCCGUUUGUCGCACUCCCAACCAUGACUACAAACUCAAAUGUGAAGAACUUUUUUUUUUUUUUGCUUUGUUUUAUACAUGUAAUAUUUUUAUUUUGAUUUUGGUUUCCACCUUUUGAUUUAACACCAGAGUACUUUUUGUCCUGCCACAUUUUGGGACUACACACACUGCCAAGAGGUGCUCUGGUGGAGGGGUGGGGGGAGGAGACCUAAACAAACACAAAUUUAAUCAAGGAUUUGUGCCUAAUUGUUACAUGUUUUCUAUUUGACAUUUAAGCAAAUUGCUUUACAUGCGAGGAACAUUUGUGAGGGAUUGCUUAUGUGUAUGAGCAAUUAAUUUUAAUGUAUGUCAUUCCCAGCGUGAUGGUACAGUCUUACAUAUGUUAUGUAACCAAGCCCAUAGUUGAAUUGUCAAAAUUCAGUAACUUUUCCUUUUGCUUGUGGACGAUGGUUGGAAAGGUCAUUAUUAGUUUUGACAGUUCAAAUGCAGCUUGCCUGAAAGACGGGAACUCUGACCCAGAGCCAGUCUCUGCCUCAGGCCUGGUCUCAUCCCACAAGGCAUCUGGAGACUUGGAAUCAAAGACUUCUUCCUUGAAAGUUAUGGAUUAUCCAAGUGGGUAGAAUUUGUCAACAAAACAAAAUUGUUCUUCCUUUUUGUUGACCUAGAAUUCUAGUGUUACUCCAGGGGUUCCUUGUUAUACAGCCAGGUUUUUUUUUUACUGCUUUAUGUACUAAAGCAUACAUGGACAAGACAAAGCACAGUUGUAUAGAUUUAGGCUGGAAGUUAAGUGUUGACUUGUAUUGCAUUUGAGUCCCUGAAAGUCUUUGUAUAAAAGCCAUUUGAAUCACUUGUAAGUGAUCAGCACCACUUAGUGCUGUUACUUUCUUGAAAUGGUUUACUGACAGUGCCAGCAGACUUAACAGCUAGAGUCUUUCCCUUUUGUUGAUGCUCUGUGAAAGACAAAAAUCUGGGUUCCUUUUAAUGCAGGGAUCUUAUCAGCCACAGUUGUUAAAACAGAUUAGCCUUUAUGUUAUUGAGGCUUUCUUUUCCUAAAUGAGCAUUCCCACUGAAUUACAGCCCCUCACCUUCCUCCUGAGCAAGUGUGUUCUCACCUUUCUUACUGAGAGAAGCGUGAUGUGUAAAUUCACUUCAUACAUUAUUCUGUUUCAUUUUUCAAAAUUAAAUAUAUAUAUAAAUAUAUAUUUUUUGUUAGUCUAUACAUUGUAGAUUUUUUUACAUAAAUGGCAAUAUUAGUUUGAAGUUUAGAGUGUAUUGUAGAUGAGCUGUAUAAGGGAAUAUUUGACACUUAAAUCAUGUUUAAAAGUUAAUUCAGAAUUGAACUGGGAUGACUGAGGAAAAGGAUCAACAGAUAACAUCCUUUUUUUAUUCCAGUUUUAGACGUGAUGUGCACCAUCAGCCACCCAGAUGGACUCUGUCUUUCCAUUUGGGACAGACUUUUGUGCCACAGCCCUGUUGAGGUGCUCCUACGUCAGCAGGGAGGCACUUACAAUAGAUGUGGGGAGGUAUUUUUGUCUAUCAGUAAUUAUGCAACUGGUUUUGAAUGUAGCUACCAUACAAACGUGGAUCGCCUUCAUUUUCAAAGUUGUGUUCCUGGGGUUUUGUCAGCUCAGCGUAAUAAGUUUCAUUUAAUAUUUUUCUUAUGUCUGCCCUCAAGUCAAAUGGCUCUCGGUGUGCAGCUCAGUCGGGUUUCCUGCAUACUCAUUUUGGAGGCAAAUUCCUGUAUUUGGGUUUAAGGUAAUGGAUAAUAUGGAGAACAAAACAGUGUUAUUGUGAUGUUAUUCCCAAGUCAAGUUGUGAAUGGUUUCUUUUAUCAACAUGUUUUCAGAAGUGGGAGGUAGAACAUUUUGUGUGUUUUAAUUUCUACAAAAAAAAAAAAAAAAAAAAAAAAAGACGAAGAAAAAGACCUAUACAAAUCAAUAGUGUGGCCUUUUCAUUCUCAAGACUUAAGAUGUCAUGAUGGGAGAGUGAUGCCUUAUCAGUGCCUGAACUUGUAUUUUUCAUUUAUGACAGUUUUUUUUUUUUUUUUUUUUUUUUUGGGUGAACCAUAUCAUUUCAUUUAUCAUGGAGAUUAAAGAGGUACUUGUUCAUUCCCCAACCCUCCCUUCUCCUAAUGUUUUUUUUUUUUUUUUCAAUUUUGAGGAAGUUUAAAUGGAAUAAAGAGAUUUUCUUUCAGUGUACCUAGUUAAAUAAAUAAAUGUUGCAUAGAUCUUGUUAAGUUCUUUACCCCCUCCCCCAAUCUUUUUUUUUUUUUCUCAACUGGAUAAUAUUGUCCAAACUGCUGUUUUAAUUAAGGUCAUGGUCACGGGUCCAGUUCUGUCUUUAGUAUAAUUGCUAAAUUGCUUGACAUGAUAGGGUUCGGGAAAGGCUGCUUUUGGCUCUUAUUGACCGUCUUUGAUGCACAUGAAUAUGUUUCAGUUUAUGUUGCUUCAGUUUCAGUGUAGGAGUGAGUAUUAUUUCCCACACUAGCUGGAACUUCAGACUUGGAGCAUUUGUGUAUAUAUCAGAGCACAAGCCCUUUGCUGCAGUGACUUUCACUAUAGUGAUUAGUUAUAAUUGUCAGGCCUGACUUUCAAACAUCCUGCUCUUCGGUAGCAUUAAAAGUGACUUUUUUUGGGGGAGGGGGUGAAGUUCUAAUCAGUUAUUUCAAAACUUAUCUGAAAUUUUGUCUAUUUCAAAAUCUGUGAGUGUACCGAAUUAUGCUGGUUUGUUGUAAGGGAAAUCACACUAGGUAUCAUUUUGUGUUCUAUGGACAUUAGUGUACAAAUGACAAAUUACAUAUUUGCAUUUUAUUUCUUUAUCCAAGUCUGGCAGACACAGGAGCUUGUAGAGUUUUCAUUUGACGGACUUUGACUUGAGUAAUAGAAAGCAGUGAUUAAAAUCUUGCUUUCAGUUUUUAUUUUCUUUUUUCAUAUUUCUGUUGAACUAAAAAGAUGUGACCACUGAGUGUUAAAUACAGACGCAGUUGCAGAGCUUGUCAUCUUGGGGUGAGGACCAUGUUGACUCAUCCAGGGUCCUCAUAGUGCCUCACUAAAUCUGUCACGUAUAUAAACGUAUAUAAAUAUAUAUAGUUGAGAACUGUCCUGUACAUAACAGUAAUGUAGCAAUAAAUGUGCCAUUUUUAAUAACAGAUUAUACCUUUUCCAAUGUCUGGCUUUUGAAUAUUGUAUACAUUAAAAGCAAAAUAAAAGAAACCAUUGUUAUAAAGGGUU
Molecule: messenger RNA, 5884 nt
Organism: Melanotaenia boesemani (Boeseman's rainbowfish)
Lineage: Eukaryota; Metazoa; Chordata; Actinopteri; Atheriniformes; Melanotaeniidae
Gene: tcf3b
Product: transcription factor 3b
Exons: 21
Coding region: 574-2475 (633 amino acids)
Biological process (GO): regulation of transcription by RNA polymerase II
Cellular component (GO): transcription regulator complex
Molecular function (GO): DNA-binding transcription factor activity, RNA polymerase II-specific; protein dimerization activity; RNA polymerase II cis-regulatory region sequence-specific DNA binding
Source: RefSeq, a predicted model, not a curated record